Oppiella nova is the source of this 780-nucleotide messenger RNA. NCBI's taxonomy places the organism in Eukaryota, Metazoa, Arthropoda, Arachnida, Sarcoptiformes, Oppiidae. The record is from the annotation of a GenBank genome assembly.
AUGUGCUCACACCUUUCCUGCUUAGCCAUAAGUCGGGCCAAAAUAUAUACGACCGGCCUCCCACUCUACGAAGGCCUUCUCAAUCAGAUCCAAUGGCAGAAGACAUCGAGAAGUAAAAAAGACAGUCUUAAGGGUUUGAAUCAAUUCAUUUCCAGUGAUAAUAAGCCUAAGAAGCCUGAAUGGGAUGACACCAAACUAGGGCUUUCGUCUGGCUUCGCCUACACUACUCAACUGGACAUCGAUAGCGGAGCCUUCGCUUCGGUGGAGAAGGCCGUCGUCAUCAACACGAAGGUUGUGAUCGCCGUCAAGAAGAUCGAAAUCCCUCGAGAGGUUGACGACCCGAAGACCCGCAACAAACGCAAGAGUAUUACGACAGACAUCAAGAAUGAGCUCUUUAUACUCCAGAAGAUACGACAUCCGCACGUCAUUAAACUCAUCCAACACUUCAUUAUAAACGACAGACAGACCAACAAAACCAUUAUAUACAUUCUGAUGCAGUUCGCACCGGGAGGUACGCUGUCGUCCCACUGCAACGCCAACGGCCCUUUCGACGAGCGGAUGUGUCAGCAGUGGUUCGCACAGAUGUUGAGUGCCCUGUCGUUCAUGCACUCCAAGAAGAUGGCCCACAGAGACCUCAAACUCUCGAACAUUCUUCUCAAUGAGAAUAUGGAUGUCUUGGUCAGCGAUUUUGGCUUAAGUCGAGUGGUUUGGCGUCAAACUCAGGGCACCAUUAACUCGAAUACAUACUGCGGGACACCACCAUACAUGUGUACGGCCUAA